GUGACGUCACUUUUCUUAAUUUGGAUUUAGGUAACCCUUUACCACACUGCUUGCUCUGGAAAAAAUAGGGAAUAAAAACAAAGUGUAAGGAUCAGGGAGAUGUGAAGGCCAUUUGCUAGGAUAAGUACUUCUAAGACAUUAUACAGGAAGAAAAUGCCAGUGAGUGUGACCUCGUAUCACUCAGAGUCCAGCUCUAGAGUUGGUUCUUCAUAUUCUCCCUCAUACUAUCGGACCUCUCUACCAAGUACAUUUCGGUCAACAAGUUCUUACACACAAUCAUACCGUUCAACUUCCGGUUUAGAUGAUGGCUACUCCAGCUCAAGGAACAAAAGUGACACCUCUGACUCAUUAUAUUCAUCGUCGAGUAAGAGGGACUACAGUAAGAGCCGUUCCUUGAGCAGUGUGGAUAGUGCACUGAAAUCAGGUAGUCUUUCAUCACGACGAACAUCGACUACUUCUUCUUCUUCCUACCCAUCUCCAACAUUUGAUAUCUCACACUAUUCCCCACAAAACUACGUGGCAGGCUCAUCACGUAGCAGUGCAAUCACCUCCAGCCGUCCUUCUCGCACUACAUAUAGUUCACUACGUGACUCGGGCUAUGUGCCCUCUCCCUCUCUACGUGCCUCAAGAUAUUCUGAUCAGGAAACUGAAAGAGAGUCAAUAACCCAGAGCAAAACUAAGACCUCUCAAGACCAAGGAGGGCUCACUGGCUUAAGCAACAUUGGGAAUACUUGUUUCCUCAAUGCUAUUGUGCAGUGCCUUAGCAACACAAAGGUGCUUCUUGAAUACAUAACAAACAAAGACUACAUCAAUGAAAUCAGAAGUUCAGCAAAAGCAUCUCUCAUGAAACGUUUUGCUGACUUGAUCAAAGGCCUUUGGCAAGGGGGAAUAUCUUCAAUAACGAUACUUUCAUUCAAGAAAGAAGUAGAUGUCUACGCUCCACGAUUUCUUGGCUAUGCCCAACAGGAUGCACAGGAGUUUCUUCGCUAUUUGCUAGAAGGACUCCAUGAUGAACUUAAUCGUGUCACCUCACAGUCUAGAAACUUGACUGAAGAAAUUGAUGAUGACUUAAGUGACUCACUCAAAGCUGUUGAAACUUGGAAGAGAUACUUGAAAUUUGACAACAGCAAGAUUGUAGAUACCUUUGGAGGUCUUUUGAAGUCAACUUUGGAAUGCACUCAUUGUGGACACUGCUCUACCACAUUUGAGCCAUUCUGGGACCUCUCUUUGCCCAUACCCCACACCUUGCGCACAGGGAAACUGAUGUUGUCCCAGUGCUUUGAUCUCUUCACUAAGGAAGAAGUGCUUGAUGGAGAUGAAAUGCCGACAUGUUCAAAGUGCAACACUCGACGAAAAUGUAAGAAGAGAAUCCUGAUCCAAAAGUUCCCGGAAGUCCUAGUAAUUCAUCUGAAACGGUUCUCUCUUGGAGGCCGAUCCUGUAAAGUGGAAAGCACCAUUGACUUCCCAGUGUCCAAUUUGGAUGUGGCAGCCUAUUCAGCAGACAGCCAAGUCAAAAACCUGGGCUAUGAUUUGUAUGCAGUUGUCAAUCACAAUGGAACCUGCUACACUGGCCACUACACAGCCUAUUGCAAACACCCGUAUUCUGGAGAAUGGCAUUCAUUCAAUGAUCUGAGUGUCAGACCAAUAUCUCCUGAGACUCACAACAAGCGAGAUGCUUACGUAUUGUUCUAUGAGCAGAACCAGUCGACAAACUUGUAAAUGAGUUGUGUAUUGUAAAAGCAACUUUCCUCAAACAUGUUAAUUUUUUAUGUUUCCUUUUUAUAUUUUCACUUUUGAUUGGUUUUAUUUUAAUUGUAUGGUUUUUUAAUAAGUCCCACAUUGAUAAUUAUGAGGUAGUGAACUUGAAGGAAAGUUGUCAUCCAAUGAUCCAUUUUUUUAUUAUGGUAUCGAACAUUUCAAGUUAAAUUUUGUUGUGUUUCACCUUGUAAACGUGCGUUUCCUUUCCUUGAAUUCCCUGGCUUACUUAGAUAUCAAUUUACACAUUCUCACCAGUUUAUUUCUUUAUACUGUUGUAGAUGGUUGUACAAAUUUAUUAAUGAUUUUGUUCAGUGUUAUUUCUUUUUAUUACUAUGUUAUGUUUUCAGUAGCAGAUUUUGAAAGUUUUAUGUUUUGUUAAACCUAGAUAAUAAUUAAAAGCCAUGACUACAUAUGUUUAAAAACAUGCAAAGACUGAUGGGGAGUAUAUGAGAAAAUAAAAAUUUAAUCUUUCUGGGUAUUUCAACUAAUGUAAUUAUAAAAGAGAUGACAAAAAUGUUUUAUAAUCAAUUAAUUUUUAAGUUUAUUAUAAUAUGAUAAUAUAAUAUAUAUAUAUCAAUCUACUGCUGUAUUUGAUAGUUAAAAAAAGUUGCUGGUUAAGUUAAUUAUAUCAGAUCAUGGUUAUGGAGAUUCAAUUCUAAAAUAGCGUAUGCAUUAAAGCAUCAAACAACCCAGGGCAACUACCUGCUAACUUAGCUAAAAGCAGGGUAAAAUUAAUGCAAGGAUCUCCAAUAAAUGCUAAAAAGAGCUGAGGAUGAGGGUCUACAAGAUUUGUACACUAUACAUGUACAUUUUUAUAUUGAACAUAUGUCUAAAUCUAUAAUAAACUCUUUCAACAAAGAAAUACUGAACCUGCACCACCCAUGUUCAGUCUCUCAUGUAUCUACCAUCGCCACCUACGUAUGGUCAACAAAUCCUAGUACAAGCAGAUGUUCACCAGCUAAAUUCUCCUUUCAAAGAGCGAAAUCUUGUUUCUUUUUUAGAGCAUACAAAAAAAACUAGGAAUCAAUUCCUAAACGACACUAUAUAACAUAGCCUUGAGAAGGUAAUCAUAGAUCCCUUAAUAUCGUACAUCCAAACGCAGACAAAAUUGCCAAUAAAAUCAAGCACCUGAACAUCUUAAAACCUGACCUAGUGAUUGUGAUGGAACAUGGGCAGACAAGAGACACAUUGUCAAGCAUAACUAAUAGGAUACUCACUGACAGCAGAAUAUAUCAGAAGAGAGGCUAUAUUCAAAAAAGACGCAAAAGAUAGCUCAGGCAUAGAGACAUGCACCAGCACAACACUCGUCAUGCUCACUACCAACUCACCAUCUCAGCCUGUUUGGAAGGAAACCCUCAUACAAGGGAGCAGCAUAUUUCAACCGCGUACCAGACCAUCUCAAACAAGAAUGGAUCAAGACACUCAAGAGAAAGCUAAAUCUAUGGCUACAAGACAAUCCUUACUACACAGAAAAGGAAUUUCUUGACAACUAAACAUGUUAAAUUUUAUGAAUCCCAUGACUCAAGUCCAGUCCCUACCUAGUUGUGGUUUACAGGACUAAAGGAAACUUAGAGGCAGGUCUGGAUGUUAUAUCUAAAGCAUUGGAAGGUUUACCAACUAAAAAACCAGUAGUAAUCAUGGGUGACAUCAAUAUUGAUAGCAAGGUAAAAAAGAAUAACUGCACUCUACUGACAGAAAUCCUGACUAGCUACAACACCCAGAGAUUGGACCUCCCAUACACUAGAAUCACACCAAUCUCCAGAACAUCUAUAGAAUGUAUAUGCACUAACCUGCAGUUAGAACAGCUCCACAUUCUAAACACAGCAAUCUCAGACCACUCAGGGCAGCUAUGUACCAUUGACUUGGACAACCAUUUACCCCCACCACCAUCUGUUGGACGCAGAAACAUGAGUACAAGAAACUUGCUUAAGAUAAAAGCUCUCCUUCACCAGCAAGACUGGACAGCAGUCUACAGGUCAAAAAUGCAGAGGAGUCUUACAACAGUUUUGGCGGUAUUCUUUGUUACGCAAUAGAUAUGACAUGCCCAAAAUCACAGCUACAACACCAGACAUGCCUCAAGCUACCAAUUCCCUGUAUACAGACUGACAGCCACAGAAACGAAACCGACCUACCCAGGAGCUAAGUAAUAUAAUUAGCUACCUACUAGAGCUAGUUCCUACUCCAGAGGACCUGAAGAAGACCAAAAGUCUGCAGUUUAGAUGACGUCUGAAGUGCUGGCUACAAGAACAUCCUUUCCACCAACUUAAUGAAUUUUAUCAAUGAACUGACAAUGCCUAGCUACUGAAUUUUAACAAUUUAUUUCUGUGACCCUUGUUCUUUUCUCUAUGAUAAUAUACAAAAGAAUAAAUUAACAAUAAACAAAACAUUGUUAAGAACUGAGAGGGGGUAGUAUACUUUUACAUUCCCUUUAUUUCAUAAAAUAUUAAAUGUUUUAUAUAUAUAUAUAUAUAUAUAUAUAUAUAUAUAUAUACAUUUUUACUUUUGGUGUUCUAUUAACCUUGAGAUUUUUGUAUAUUAUUUUAUGAAAAAAAUGUUCAAUGUAUUAGAAUUUAACUAUACGUGAAUGCCUAAUGUUAUGAAUAUAAACAAAAACUGAAAUUGAAAUAUUAAGAAUUGAAAAUAUGUAAUAGUACAAACACACACACACACAAUAAAUGUGCAUAUACAUGCAAUUUUGUAGACAAAACUUUAGUAGCUAUUAAUAUCAUGCUACACCAUUGUAGCUUUUAAUCAUUAUACUUAAACUAAUAAAUUGCAUGUAAUUAAAAUGUACAUAAGAAACCAGUUAAGAUGUGCAUGGCCUUAUAAAAAUGUUCACAAUUGUGAAAAAUGUAUUGUUAAUUUAAAAAAUGAUUUGUUGCUGCUUUAAUACCAACAUGAUUCAUUUAAAUGCAAUUCUUUAACACGCCAAUAUUGUAGUUUGGUAACACAAAGAUAUUCCAAGUUUAGAAGUGGAGUGAUUAACAAGUUCUUUGAACAAUUAAAUGACAAAAAAAUAAAUGUGUUUUACUAAAUUAGUUAUCAAUAGUAUUAAUAAAAUUAUUAAAAACAGGCAAUAAUAUAUAUAUAUAUAUAUAUAUAUAUAUAUAUAUAUAUAUAUAUAUAUAUAUAUAUAUAUUCGAGCUGUAAGUGUUCAAUUUAUGUAUUGAAGGAAAACUAAAAGAAUCAGUUUACAAGUUUGUAAAUUGGUUUUGUUUUCAUUUCAGAUCUCAAGGUUUAUAUUUCACUGAAUAAACCACAGCUGGAUAAAUCUGUCUUAACAAGUACAAUGAGAGAGUAGGUCUAAUCAACUUAUGACAGUAGAUUUCAAAAUUAGUUAUAUUUCUGAAUCUGGCCAUUUAGGUCUGAUCACCAAUGUAAACUGGAUUUUAUUUGAUGUAUAUGAUUUAUCUCUAUGGCUGUAGAAAACAUAAUACACUGCAAAAUAGAUUGAUAGUUUUAGUUGUUAAUUUGUUUAUUAAUUCUAUAUAUGUUCUAUAUACAGUGGAACCUAGCUAAUUCGAACUUCUAUAAUUCGAAAUCUUCUUUAAUUCGAAUAUUUAUAUUGGCCCCUAGCAUUUUCUAUAUAAAUAAUGCAAAAAUAUUGUGGUUAAUUCGAAGUUUAUUUUGGAUAAUUCGAACUUUUUAUUCGAACCCGAUGCCGAUUUUAAAGUGGAAAGAUUCGCGAAAAGACGCUGCACUCUUUCUAAUCACAAGGCACUUGCUUCAAGGGCAUUGGACACAGAUCUAGCCACACUCCCGCCCGUCCGGCCGGCUCGGCCCUAUGCUUCCGCGCCUAUUGUUUUGUAGACGUGACUCAUCGCGACUGACACAAGCUGCGCUGCCUGCAAAACCACUCCACCCCCACCCACUCCACUCCCAUGUCGUCGCCUCGUAAUCCUCGAACAUAAAAAACUGUCUUUGGCUCAGAAAAUAGCGGCAAUCAAAGAAGUAGAGAAGGGAGUUAAGAAAAAAUCUGGGAUUGCCAAGGACUUUGGAAUUCCUCCUAACACAUUGUCCACCUACUUAAAGAAUAAAGAAAAAAUUCUCGGGAGUGAAAGUGAGAACAUUAAAGACCGGAAAAGGUUAAGGGAGCCAGAAAAUCCAGAUUUGGACAAAUGUGUUUGUUUUAAAGUGGUUCAAACAAACUAGGGAGCACAAGAUUCCAGUGAGUGGUCCUCUCAUUAAAAACAAAGCUGAACAAUUUGCUACUGAAUUGGGGAAACAAGAUUUUAAGGCUAGUUUAGGAUGGCUUGACGGCUUCAAAGAUCGCAACAAAAUUUCGUUGAAAUCCAUUUGUGGUGAAAGUGGAAGCGUUAAUCAACAGCCAACCAAUGGAAAACAGAUUUGGAGGAGAUGAUUCAGGAUCAGGACGAAAGGGACAUCUUCAAUGUUGAUGAAACGGGACUUUGUUUUUAAUGCACCCCUGACAAAACACUUGCAUUUAAAGAAAAAAAUGCCACGGAGGAAAACUGAGUAAAGAGAGAAUUACUCUCCUGGUUGGUGCAAACAUGGAUGGAUCAGAAAAGCUGCCUUUACUAAUGAUUGGCAAGUCGGCUAGUCCCCGUUGUUUGAAGAACGUCAAAUCAAAACCAGUGGAGUAUGUGAACAACGCAAGAGCUGGGAUGACCAGUCACCUUUUUGAGAAAUGGUUGUUGAACUUAGACAAAAAGUUCAUAAAAGAAAAACGAAAAGUCAUCUUGUUUAUAGACAACUGUACUGCGCACAACACGAUUCCAGUAAUGGAAAAUGUUAGUGAUUUUUUCCCCUGCCAAUAUGACUUCGGUUGUCUAGCCUAUGGACCAGGGGAUCAUAAAAAAUCUAAAACAGUUUUACAGACGUUUAUUGGUUGAGUACAUACUGACUGAAGAUUGUGACGCCCUAAAAAUCAAGUUAGACAUUCUUCAAGCCUCUCGCAUGUGCAAGAAAGCUUGGGACAAAGUAGCGCCCGAAACGAUCAAACAUUGCUUUAAAAAAGCUGGUUUUGUAAAAAAGGAGGACGACGCUGAAAAAGCCAACGACAUUAUAGCGGAAGCGGUACCUUCAGUUGACGGCUGGGAGGACGUCAUUAGUGACCCUGCCAUCUCGUUUGAAGAUUUUGUCAACGUGGAUGAAGAUGUUGCAGUAUGUGGUGAGAUAACAGACGCGGAGAUCAUCGCUGAAGUGCUCAACAAUAAACAUGAUGGCGACAUGGCAUCGGGUGACGAAGAAGGCGAGUCAUCAGUUGGGGCGAAAAUAAACGUUCCGAGUGCGGCCGGAGUAGCACAUCACAUCAUGGAACUUAGACGUUUUUUUAAGUAAAAAUGACGUAAAUGAGUCUAUUUUCAAUUAAUUGAAUAUGGCAGAAUCUUUGAAAGACUUACCUUUAGAAAACAAGUAAAGAUUUCCGACUUCUUUCGAAAAAAUAAUAUUUUACUGUAUAAUGUUCCUUAUCACCAUUCAACUUAUUUUCUUUUAUUGAUAAACAUAUACUGUAAUUGUGUAUUUUUUAGAUAAUUCAUGGUUCAAUUUUGCACUGUUUUACCAUACUUUGCUUAGUAGAAAUGCACAGAAAAACAUACAUUUACAACCACUCAUGUUAUUUUCAAUAAAGGUUUUCAGCAAAGAUGUGAAUUGUCAUUAUUUUAAGCCUUUAAUUCUUACUUAACUUUUUUAAUUCGAAUUUUCGGAUAAUUCGAAUUUUUUUAUUGGUCCCUUGAGAUUCGAAUUAUCCAAGUUCCACUGUAUUUUGAUAUUUCUUUAUGAAAUGUGAUUGAAGGUGAUACAUAUGAAACUCAGCCCUAUAAUUUGGUCAGGAUUAAACAGGCAUAUAUAAUGUGAAGCGUUUAAUGUUUAAGUUGUCGCUGACUGAACUAUUUUCAAGUGCUUAAGUCUAGAUAUUCCUGUACUGCAUUAUCAAGUAUUAAUUUACUUCAAAUAUGUAGUGUUUUAAUUAUAAAUAUGUAUGAAAUUAAACUUAACUUUUAGUAUAGUUUUUUCCACAAGUAAAUUAAGAAAAAUGGUGUCACAAAGUAAGCCAGGGUAGCUAAUUUUUGGUAAAAACUUAUAUACCAAAGUUCCAACCAAAUAUUUGCUUACAGGAGAUAUGUUAGUUGAAAUAAAUCAAGUCAUCUGAUAAAUGAAGUUUUAAGAACCAUAACUGCAUGUUCUUGAAUUGUUUUAUUUAACUCGGUAAUCUGUACAAAUUAUUACUGUGGUAGAUAGAUUGAAUACUUAAUUUUUCUUUCAAGUAACAACAGUUACUCAAUUUUGAUUCUAAAUUUUGUUUCAAUCUGUUUCAUUUAUGUAAUUAGGUGAACACAAAUUGAUAAGGAACUAGAAAGAUUCGUUUAGUUGAGCACUAUGAAGGUUAUGAUUUGUAAAGUGUAGUUUUUCUGGGUACCUUUUCUGGCCUAGAGGUCUUUUCAUCCUGUUGAUUUAUGUAAGUAGGAAAGCAUAAAAUAAUUAAUUAUUUUGUUUUUAGUUUUAAUAAUUAGAAAAAGAGCAUUAUCGUUUAAAAAUACGUAUUUGGAAAAUCGUAGACGUAAACAUCUUAAAUUUAGUGCUGUUUUAUUUAUUUACAUUUUUACCAGAUUAAUAUUUAGGUGCACACUUGCAUAAUAAUGUCAAACUCGGAUCUCUGUAAGAUUUGUUUACAAGGCUGGAAACAAGAUUUAGUAUUCAACCAGUAUUGUCUGAAUAUUUUACUAAAUUACUGUAAAUAUAAUUUUAUUUAUUGAAAGAAUCAGGGAAAUCCCUUUGCUCAGGGCUCAUAAAAUCAAGUGCCCUUUAAACCCAGGAUCCCAGUGCCUGUAUUUUCUUGAGAUACUCAAAGACAUGUUAUUUGUGAUAACAGAAUGGGCUCAUUAUUAUGUGAAUAAUUUGUUGUAGGCCUAAAGUGAAUUAGAAAGUCCCAUAAACUGAUUGGACUGGUGCCUGAAACCUGUAGGCUUACAAAAGGGAUGUUGUAGAACUAAUGGAUCUAUUACAAUAGUCAUACUCCAAUAGUGAAUCCAUAUAUACCUAUCUAUUACAUUAACACUCAGUGUAUUAUAGCUUUCAGUAGAAUAAGAUUAAACCUUGCUGUUUUGUCUAAAAACACACUACCAAUCUGUCAAGUGAAACAAGCUUACUAUAAUGUACUUAUAGCAAUUAAGUGAUUUUCCAAGAUCUGUACUUCAGAGCAGGAAUAUUGUAAUCUUAUAUAAUUGUUUAACUUUACAGAAACUAUAUGUUACCUUGUUUUAUAUAUUCUUGUUAUUAUUUAUAGAUUUUUAUUUAUUUGACAAAAUCUGACUGCACUACCAAACAAUUUCAAAGUACAAACCACAAAAUGUCAGAUGUAUACCAGUUUUAUUUUAUUUCAUGUGCGUUUGACUGUUUGUAUAUUAAUUACUUUCAUUUUGUGCAUUUAAAUUGUGUGAAAUAUAUUUUAAUUGUUUAUUCAUUGUACAAAUCUGUUAACAUAUUUGGUUUCAUUUAUAUGGUUAAAUAUUCAGUAAUGUUUUUAGUAUGUUUUAAUAUAUUAAGUUGUUUGUAUUUUGUGUAUCUUAUACUUAAAUAGUAUUGUACUUUUAACUAUUAUUUCAGUUUCCAGCCUUGUAAUAUGAUAUAUAAAAUACUGGCAUAAUUUUGGAUGACUGCAGCAUUUUUAGCUGUAUUGUUAUCUUAAACUCAUACAUAAUUUUAUACCGUCCUUAAAGAAGUACAUUGUAGUAAAAAACAUGUAUUUUAUUAUAAUAAAUUACCUUACAGUAUAGGUAAAUGACUCGUGCCUGAGAAAAGUAGAUACUUACUUUUUAACUUAAUUAACUGUAGAUUGACAAAAUGUGAUCAUUUUCUUUAGUCAUUUAUUCUAAGUUACCAUGGUGUUAUUAAAUGUUAAUUUUGUAACAUUGAGCUUUAGAUAUUUAGUAAUAAAAUUCGUUAUUUAUUUUUCAGAUAUAUAGAAUGAACAAAUUAUAUUAUUUAUAGGUAAAAUCAUAUGUAUUUACAAAUUUCUUCACUUAAUUCAGUAUUUUACCAUACAAUAGGGAGCUAAAUGUAAUUAUAUACUUACAGUAGUAGUGAACACAUAAGUAUUCAGCUGUUUCUGAAAUAUGACUUUAAUAUUUUGCUGGCAAUUUCAUCAAGUAAUCAAGUCAUACUGGGAUUACUGUUCACUCUUUAUGUUUAAUCAACUUACAAACUUGCAGUUAAACAGUUAAUAACGGGUAUUAUUACAUAAAAACAAAUUGAAUUAUUACUACUGUAAUUUUUAUUAUUUAUUUCUUAGUCUUAGUUGGUUUCAACUAACAGAAGUUGCAGGUUUUUCGUAACCAUAUUAUUAUUCCCCAUGUGUUGAUCUUGACUACCUUGCCAUUUAUUUAUUAUCAUUUGUUAUAUGAUUGUUAAAAGUGCCUUAGUCUGCCUGCUGACUCAGUCCUUUUAACAGUCUUGUAAUCAUUUUUACAUUCAAGAUGAAAUACUAUAUUGUAAGAUCAUCUUGCUUUCUCCUGUAUUCAUGGUUUUCAGUCCAUUUCAUAUUUUUAAUUAUGUUCCUUUUACUUUCAAAGCUACAGUUGUUUUUUAUUAUUAUUAUUUGAUUAAUGUUAUUUGAAAAUAAACCACCAUAUAUUUAUAAUGUUGAGAUAUUUUUAAUAAACUUAAAUAAUUUUAUCUUUUGUCUUGCACUGUAUUCAAAACUAGAGUUUCAAAUAGCACUUAAAUUUCACAAAAAUUAGUAUUAUAGAGUUAAUUAUUCACAACAAAAUUCUGGAUUUGUUGUCAUAUGUAAGAAGUUUUACUAUUAAAGAUGAAAUUCGAAAUGGACCGAGGACAUGCUUCAUCAUGUUUGAAUUGUUAUCUUAUGAUCAAUGCACUGCAUAGCGCCCUACACUAACUUACACACAUGUAAUAAAUUCAGUUAUGUUGUGUAAAA
Molecule: messenger RNA, 10657 nt
Organism: Homalodisca vitripennis (glassy-winged sharpshooter)
Lineage: Eukaryota; Metazoa; Arthropoda; Insecta; Hemiptera; Cicadellidae
Product: ubiquitin carboxyl-terminal hydrolase 2-like
Exons: 11
Coding region: 154-1719 (521 amino acids)
Biological process (GO): protein deubiquitination
Cellular component (GO): cytoplasm
Molecular function (GO): cysteine-type deubiquitinase activity
Source: RefSeq, a predicted model, not a curated record